This is a messenger RNA of Suillus bovinus, 357 nucleotides long. RefSeq lists its product as uncharacterized. The transcript is spliced from 4 exons. The coding region runs from base 1 to 357 and encodes 118 amino acids. The record is from RefSeq and is a predicted model, not a curated record. Lineage: Eukaryota; Fungi; Basidiomycota; Agaricomycetes; Boletales; Suillaceae.
AUGGCCAUGGCCGCUGCGUCAUCGAUGCAAACACCCUCCUCAUGCUUUGAACGAUACGAGCUUUGGAAGUAUCCCAGCUCGCCUAUGUCCUUCUAUGCGAACACCGCGCGAUCCACGACGAAGGCGGAUAUUUUCAGAGCAUUGAGUAGUUUACUCACAAAGUCAUCUGCAAUGCGUGCACAUGCACAGCCAGGCAUCAAUGUCGAUGUAGCUGCUGAUCCAGAAGCCAAUUUUGCGCCACUAGCACUACAGACUCAGAAUAUCGAUGAAGUCCUGGAUCCAAUAUCACUUGAUGAGAUCGACAUAGCAUUUGCGCUACUGAAACGCAAGACGGGCCGUGGAACGGGUGCUAGUUGA